AUGCUUAGCGCUUUGUUACAGACAUUCUUAACCUCAAUAUCACUGUCGGCAAUAGCCACAAAUGGAGUUGUACCGGGUGGUGGUCCUUACUAUAUGAUCUCCCGCAAUCUUGGCCCAGAAUUUGGCGGUGCUGUUGGUAUACUAUUUUAUUUGGGUACGACGGUGGCUGCGUCAAUGUACAUCACUGGAGCUGUUGAAAUAUUAAUUCUAUAUCUUGUGCCAGCAGCAAAAAUUUUUGACAAUGUUUACAACUGCUUUCGGAUAUUGGGCACAGGACUACUGUUUAUAUUAGGCUUGAUAGUGCUGGCUGGAGUCAGGGUAUGCUUUCGCUACAAAAAUUUCGAUUUUGUUUUGCUACCUACUCUCUGA
Messenger RNA from Gongylonema pulchrum, 369 nucleotides. The record is from the annotation of a GenBank genome assembly. Lineage: Eukaryota; Metazoa; Nematoda; Chromadorea; Rhabditida; Gongylonematidae.